CGGAGGAGGAGGGAGAGAGAGGAGAGAGAGGAGAGAGAGAGAAGAGAGAGAGAGAGAGAGAGGAGGAGGGAGAGAGAUAGAGAGAGAGAGAGAGAGAGAGAGAGAGAGAGAGAGAGAGAGAGGAGAGAGAGAGAGAGAGAGAGAGAGAGAGAA
This is a messenger RNA of Penaeus vannamei (Pacific white shrimp), 153 nucleotides long. NCBI's taxonomy places the organism in Eukaryota, Metazoa, Arthropoda, Malacostraca, Decapoda, Penaeidae. The record is from RefSeq and is a predicted model, not a curated record.